UCCUAUUCGAUCCCCCUCCCGUGCCUCGCUCGUCUUAUCCCCUCCCAUGUUUCCUCUUAUCCCCCUCUCCCGACGACUUCUCUGUUCUUCCUCCCUCUCCCCGACGACUGAGUUCGAUCCCCAGGGGAAUCAGGCGAAUCCGCAGCGGUGACGAACCCUAAUCCGACGACUGGCGCAUCGACGGCUCGCAUCGGCGGCAUUUUCGCACAAGAAGGAGAUGGGGUUGGCCAAGUUGAAGAACCAGAAGGGGAGGAACCAACUGAAUAUCCCCCACGAGGUCUCCGAAAUGACUUAGGUGCCCGAGUGUUCCCUAGGAAGUUAUGCAAGCCUACAUAUAUUACCAGACUGUCUUUCAAGCGUUUCAACAAAACUAUCAAGAAGUUUAGUGACAUUCAAUUAGGCCAUGUGAGAAAGUACAAAAUGGAAGCCCUGCUUCAUAUGCCAUACAAACUUAAUAUCCCAGUGAAUCUGCUUGAAUGGAUAGAUCGGCAUAUGUUUGGAAGUAUAGAGCCAUGUUUCAAGCAUAAGAACAAAGUUAUCAAGAUUACUAAAGAUAUGGUCGACAAUUUUUUUGAUUUCCCUGGUGGCACAGUGCCUUUUGUAUUCAAUAGUGACGAUCCCCAAGUGAAGGCAGAGGUUACAGAGUUAAGGAGCAAGUAUCUUGAUCAUCGGAACAAAAUGCCAAUCAACAAAAUAAAGGAGGUGAUGCUUAGUGACGAGUCAGAAGAUGGUUUGUCAGGAGCUUCACAUUUUAUUUCCUAUCAUCUAUUUUGUGCCCUACGUCAUACUGCUUUGGUAACACCAAGUUCUUGUACUCUCUAAGAGAUGUUUCUGCUAUCCCUUCACUUGACUUUGGAAAUUGGCAUUGGAUUUCAUGCGUGAGGAGUCAGAGAGUCACUUUGAAAUGAUCAUGAACAGACCAAGUGUUGAGGAAAUGAACAAGGCUUCAUAUAUUGGGGGAUGUCUUCCUAUUUGGGGAAUCAUUUAUCUGGAUUUUGUUGAUUUUGAUGUUAUUGAGAAUCAUCAGUCAACUGUGGAUUAUUCUCUUCCUCAGAUAUCUCACAUUAAGAAUGAAGAUUUCAAGUAUCUCACAAUGCUUGAUAGGAAUUACGAGUCUAGGAAAAAUUUCGGGGUUUUACCACUGCGAGACAUAUCACGCACCCCCCCCUAUGCCAAUGUGGCGCCUGUUAACAAUGCUCCUGAUGUUGUUGCUGUGUUUCAUUUAGUUCCUAAUGUGGAGGUCAACAAUGCCAAUAGUGUUCCUGAAGCUCUCAAUGAGGACACGUCAAUUGAUUCAAAAAGUCCACGUAUCAUUUCAGAAGGUCCCUGUUGCACUGCAAAAGUUGAACAAAACGUAAAAGUGAAACAAGAGCCACAUUUGAAAUCAGAGGUUCCCUCCCAAGAUGUCGUUAAGCAGGAGCCAAUCGGACCGAAAUUUGAGAACAUUUCUGUCCUGAAUUCUGUGUACCAAACACCAAUUUUUCCUGUUCAUGGUACAUCUCUGAAUACCAACUCUGUUGAGCAAGCAACUACUUCACAACCUAAGCAGGAAGAAAAAUUUCUAUCAACUGAAGCGGCUGAUAUCAUUUUUUCUAGUGGAGUUAAUGCAAAAAAGAAGUUUUAUAAUGAUUAGUUCUGCUUCUUCAAAUGAAAGAGUUAAGCGCUUCCAAGGGACUCCAACCAUUAUUCAGGAUGAUUCUCCUAUCACUCAUGUUAUUGUGACCGAAGACAUACCAGCCUCUGACUGUGAUACAAGUGUAGGAAUUCUAAUGAACAUGGACUUUGCUGUCCAACAAGGCUAUUCUACAAUGAACAAUGCAGAAGCUGGACCAAGUACAGGAACUAAUACAAUUAAAAAGAAGAAUAGAAAAAAACAGCUAAACUUCAAUCUCCAGAUCCACCCAAGAAGCUCAAAAUAUCUCGAGAAGUGGAUACCUUCUUUUCUAAAUAUCUGAGGAAGCCUAUUUUCCAAGACUAAUAAUAAAUUGUUGGUUACCCCUGAGAAUUUGACAGGAUUAAUUCAGAAGAAAGCCUCUGGAAACAAGACUUGUUAUUCUUCCCUACUAUAAAAUCAAACCACUGGGUUAUACUUUCCAUCAACUCUCUCUUUGAGAGAUCUCACUUUUUUGAUCCCUGUGGCACUAUCCUGGGAACUACCUAAGAAGAACUUGUUUACAACUUGGUAAGUAAUUAUUGAGACAUAAUAUCCUUUGAUUUCAACGGAAACAAAAAAAUUUCUGCUCUACCACUUCCGAAUGUCUUUAACUGUGUGUGUGUGUGUGUGUGUGUGUGUGUGUAACAUGCUUUACAAGCUGAGUAAAAAGCCAUUCAAGAAUGUAUUCUCUUUCAAGCUUCAACCUAUAGGACCUUAACCAACAAACUGUCUCAUGACAACAUUCAGAAGUACAGAAUGAUCUCUGUGUUCAAGUUAUUUAAAACCACCUUGAACAAGCUGAAAGAAGAAGAUCUGUCAAGACCAAAUUGACUUUUCCGCAAGAUGCAUCUGCAAACAUUUUGAAUGUGUAAUUGAUCAGAGAAAAGCAUCCAUUUUCACAUCUGAAACAGUUUCAUCUAUAAUCGUAUGGUAGUAGAUGCAUAGUACUAGUUGUUUAAACAUAUGUUACCGCGAGCAAGUGCUAUAGUCAUGGAUAUCUACUUUUCUUCGUGAACUAUAUAGUACUUCUGUUGCAAUCAAUGUGCAUACGAAGCGUAUCUUUUUUUGGUAAAAGUGGAACUACUUUUUCUCUAUUUUUCUUGAUUUUUUCCUCC
Messenger RNA from Triticum dicoccoides, 2769 nucleotides. RefSeq lists its product as uncharacterized. The transcript has 13 exons. The record is from RefSeq and is a predicted model, not a curated record. NCBI's taxonomy places the organism in Eukaryota, Viridiplantae, Streptophyta, Magnoliopsida, Poales, Poaceae. The coding region runs from base 875 to 1633 and encodes 252 amino acids.